Molecule: messenger RNA, 2048 nt
Organism: Hirundo rustica (Barn swallow)
Lineage: Eukaryota; Metazoa; Chordata; Aves; Passeriformes; Hirundinidae
Gene: AAMDC
Product: adipogenesis associated Mth938 domain containing
Exons: 4
Coding region: 81-449 (122 amino acids)
Biological process (GO): positive regulation of fat cell differentiation
Cellular component (GO): cytoplasm
Source: RefSeq, a predicted model, not a curated record
UCUCCGCGGGGCCGGGCGGAGGCGGAGCCCGGCGGGGCGGUGGGGUCGCGCGCGCGGGGCGACUUCGGUUCAACUUUGUGAUGUCUUCCCCUGAAAUUGCUUCCCUUUCUUGGGGUCAGAUGAAGGUGAAAGGCUGCUCUACAACAUAUAAGGACUGUAAAGUAUGGCCGGGAGGAAGCCGGACGUGGGAUUGGCGAGAAACCGGGACUAAUCAUUCUCCAGGAGUGCAGCCAGCUGACCUUGAAGAAGUCGUCAAGAAGGGUGUUAAAACUGUGGUGAUUGGUCGUGGCAUGAGCGAGGCUUUGCAGGUUCCAGCAUCCACUGUGGACUAUCUGAAGAAGAACGGGGUUGACGUGCUGGUGCUGCAAACGGAGAAGGCUGUGGCGGAGUACAAUGCCCUGGCUGCUCAGGGUGUCAGAGUGGGCGGGGUCUUCCAUUCCACCUGCUGAAUUCCACCAGCUCGUUCCGCCUUCCCGGCCCGCAGCCAAAUCACGGGCACACCUCUGCUGAAUCAAAGCGCACUCAGCAGAGCGUGAACUUACGUGCCGAGGCGUUUGUGCGCUGCCCAUCUAAAAUGCGAAGACAGUUUAUUGGUUCAGGAUUUUAACAAAAUCGAGGGCUCACAAAAGGCGGAGUUGUUAAUGUAAUUAAAUUGUUCAGCUACAGAAUCGUUUCCAUGUAUUGUUGAGAUUGACCUAAUUUUCCUCUGAAGGCUGUCCGUAGUUUUGUUAGUUAACUUUUCACCUGUUGACUAAAUCAGGAGAUUACGUUUUGAAUACUUUUAUUAGAAAAUUGCCCUAAAUUACAUUACUGGCUACUGGAAUGCAGCCAUAAAAUAGCUGAUAAGCACAAUUAAAUGGUAGACACAAAGUGGUGGUAAAGAAGCGCUUUACCAUCACUGGACAAAUAAGUUAAAAAUAAAUUAAAAAGUAAACCCAGAACGUACAACUUUACCUCCUGCAGGUGGCUUCAGUCAGGGUAUUUGCCAAUUUAUGAAUAUCACAUAAUAGAGCACUUUUAAAUUUUUCAUUGAGCCUGAAAAAGGGGGAAAAAUGUCUACAGGAUAUAAGCAUAAAACCUGGCCUUAAAGAAUUUUCUUAUUAAUUGCCAGUUGUGAGGAUUGGGUUGUCUAAUCCGUAUCGAUUCAGAAGUUCCUACAUGCUUAAAAUCAUCAGAAAGGUGUGUUACAAAACUAGAGUUUGCAACAUAAAACAUUGUUCUUUAGGAAAUCAGUCUGAAUUGUUGCUAGCAAGGCACUGCUGGCAAGCUGGGGAUGCAUGUGAGACUUGUUACUGGUCAUCAUUAUCUGAUGAUCUAAAUGUUAUGCCAACAAACAUUAUUUCACUGAAGACUUAAACAGUUCUCUUGACUGCUCUUCUUGGUGGGCUUCUAUCAGUAUUGCCAGUUACAAGUUACCUGCUGUAGAUUUUUUUUGCCACCAGGCUCGCCAUUUCUUGUUCUGUGCGAAUUAAUUUUGUGUGUAGUAAUGAAAGUACCAGGAUGAAGCUGUAAAAGCCCUGAGGCACUUGGAGCUAUCCAAGCAGUAGUGGAGAGGCUCAGAUUGAUAGAAGAGCACAAUAACUUUGCCAAGAUGCACAAAAUACUGUGUUCUUCUUCUGCUAUUUGCUCUAGUAAUCAUUUAAAACCUUUUAUCUGAUAAAAUACAAAGUGGUAUAAAAGCAAAGGGAAAGUGAGUACUUGAAAGUUUUAUCUUGCAGUCUCCUAAUUACAGCAAUGCUUUCUGUUAUUGUAGCUACAUUUGAGGCAGAAUCUUACAUAACCCAGCAGGAAGUGCCUUUCCAGCUGCAUCUGUGUUGUCUGACGCAGCAGCUGGCAUAAUGCUCAUUGUAGCUGCUGUGACAUUUUUCUGCAUAACUUGCCUGGUGUGAAGGAGAAGGUGAACUACUGACCCAGAAGACUGUGGUCACCCCAAGGGAAUGCCACCAGAACGAGUUCCUAGCAGCCCGCAGAGUGUGGAGACUUUUUGCACUAAAUGUUAUCUGAUAGCAAUAACAGAUAACAGAGUGGUUUGACUCUCUCAAUUGUGG